AGGGACCUGCUGUGAACCCGAGGCCGGGUGCUGACGGACCCGCAACGCCGUUGCUGCCUCUGCCGCGCCGUGAGUGAGCGGCCGUGGCCCCGAGCCGGGCCGCUGCCGGUGCCGCCCCGCGCAGCGUAGCCAAUGGUGGUCGGCGGGGCGGGCUGCGCGGCGCCGAGCUGCGUUGUGCAACGCGCCGCGCUUUGAAGGCGACCGUCGGCCCUUGGAGGCAGGGCUCAGUCGCCAGCUGUCACGGCAGGGCGGCCGGCGGCGAGCCGGGUUCCUGGCGGCCCGAUGAAGACCCGGAGGGGCCGACUUUCCUGCGGGGCGUGAACCGCCCCCGCUGGGACCAAGGCGAAGCGGUGCCUCCGGCCGCGCAGGAUGACACCCAUGCUGCAUGCGGCCGCCCGGCGGGUGCAAUGGAGCAGGGCGAGCGCCGCGAAGAGGGCUGCGUGCCUGCUGGCUGCGGCGUAUGGACUCAGAAUCCUCUAUCCCAUCAUCCGCAGGCGCAUGAAGCGGGCGGGCUGCAAAGGCGGCUCGCAGGGUGCUGGCCAGGCAGAACCGCGCCGCACCGACAGCCAGGGCAGAGCCUCCCCGGCUGUGGACGCAGAAUUUUUCAAGCAGCUGCUGGAACUUCGUAAGCUGUUCUUUCCAAAGCUGGUGAGCGCCGAGCUGGGCUUGCUUUGCCUGCACUCAGUCGCUCUUGUUUCCAGGACCUUCCUUUCCAUCUAUGUGGCCUCCCUCGAUGGGAAGAUUGUGAAAAGCAUCGUGGAAAAAAACCCUAGGAGCUUUGUCUUCAAAUUAAUCAAAUGGUUGAUGAUUGCAAUCCCAGCCACUUUCGUGAACAGCACCAUACGGUACCUGGAGUGCAAGCUGGCCCUCGCCUUCCGUACGCGCCUGGUGGAUCAUGCCUAUGAGACCUACUUUACCAACCAGACUUACUACAGAGUCAUCAGCAUGGAUGGGCGGCUGGCCAACCCUGACCAGUCCCUCACUGAGGACAUCAUGAUGUUCUCACAGUCUGUGGCACAUCUUUACUCCAACCUCACCAAGCCCAUCCUGGAUGUCGUUCUCACGUCCUACACCCUCAUCCGCACAGCUCGGUCCCGGGGAGCUAACCCCAUCGGUCCCACGGUCCUGGCUGGGCUUGUUGUCUAUGCUACAGCCCGCGUGCUCAAAGCCUGCUCACCCAAGUUUGGCAAGCUGGUAGCUGAGGAGGCUCACAAGAAGGGCUAUUUGCGCUUUAUGCAUUCACGCAUCAUUGCCAAUGUAGAAGAGAUCGCUUUUUAUCGAGGGCACAAGGUAGAAUUGAGGCAACUGCAGAAAAGCUACAAGGCUUUGGCUGAUCAAAUGAAUCUCAUUUUGUCCAAACGUUUAUGGUACAUCAUGAUAGAGCAGUUCCUGAUGAAGUAUGUCUGGAGUAGCUGUGGUAUGAUUAUGGUUGCUGUGCCCAUCAUCACUGCAACAGGAUUUGCAGAUGGCGAUUUGGAAGAUGGCCAGAAACAGGCAAUGGUUAGUGAAAGAACAGAAGCUUUUACAACAUCACGAAACUUGCUGAUCUCUGGAGCAGAUGCUAUUGAAAGGAUUAUGUCUUCAUACAAAGAGGUUACAGAGCUAGCAGGCUACACUGCCCGUGUCUACAACAUGUUUUCAGUCUUUGAUGAGGUGAAGAGAGGUAUCUACAAAAGAACUGCAGUUAUUCAAGGGUCUGAAAACAACAGCAAGAAUGAAGAUAAAGCACAAUUACACAUUGAUGGGUCCUUAGAAAUCAAAGGGAAAGUUGUUGAUGUUGAUCAUGGAAUUAUUUGUGAAAAUGUUCCUAUUAUUACUCCAAAUGGCGAUGUGGUGGUUUCCAGACUAAACUUCAAAGUCGAGGAAGGGAUGAAUCUUUUAAUCACAGGACCCAAUGGCUGUGGAAAGAGUUCGCUUUUCAGAAUUUUAAGUGGUUUGUGGCCUGUGUAUGGAGGAGUUCUCUACAAACCUCCUCCACAGCACAUGUUCUAUAUACCACAAAGGCCCUAUAUGUCCAUUGGAACACUACGGGAUCAAGUCAUCUAUCCAGACUCGGUGGAGGACAUGCAUGAGAAAGGCUACCAAGACCAAGAUCUGGAGAAUAUCCUGCAUAUGGUUCAUCUGUACCACAUAGUUCAAAGGGAGGGAGGCUGGGAUGCCAUCAUGGAUUGGAAAGACGUCUUAUCAGGAGGAGAAAAACAAAGGAUGGGCAUGGCUCGGAUGUUUUACCAUAAGCCAAAAUACGCAUUGCUGGAUGAAUGCACGAGUGCUGUAAGCAUUGACGUUGAAGGAAAGAUAUUCCAAGCUGCAAAAGCUGCUGGGAUAUCCCUACUUUCUAUAACACACAGACCUUCUCUUUGGAAGUACCACACUCACUUGCUGCAGUUCGACGGACAAGGCGGCUGGCGUUUCGAGCAGCUGGACAACGCCGUCCGUUUGUCACUGAGCGAGGAAAAACAGAGACUGGAAUCCCAGCUUGCAGGAGUUCCUAAAAUGCAGCAGAGACUGAAUGAACUGUGUAAAAUCUUGGGAGAGGACUCAGUGCUUAAAACAAUGGACAAAGAGGAAUAAAUAAUUUAUGGUUUCUGUUUUUAAAAGUAUUUUUAAAAGCAUUGCAAAUCCAGCCAUUAUCCUCUGCAUGCAUUGUAAAAUAGAGGCUUAGAGCAUAGAGAAAAACAGCCAGCAGAAAAUAAUGCUCUGAACGCCCUGUAAGACUUUAGCAUUUUAGUAUUAAAGAAGAAAGUGGUUGAACUGUGAAAAGAAAAUAAGCAAGUGCACAAAGUAUAAGAUUAGUCAUUGCAGCUUAUGUUAAUUCCUAGUGAAAGCCCAAUUCACUGCAAAAAAACUACCAACACAGUCAGGUUUCGUAGGUGAAUUUUUGCUUGACAGUUGGCCUGCAGAAUGUGCUCUUAUACCAGGUCACUGUUUGCAUAUGAUGUGCCUGCUACGCAGAGCAAACCUGGCAUGAAACUCAGGCAUGGAGCACGAUGAAGGCAGCAUCUGGGUGAGUAUGCAGAUGCAUGCAAAAAUCUCAUUUGAGUAUAAGAAACAUUCUUUCAGCCUAUGUAAAGCCAAACUCUUAUUCUACUACUGAAUUGCAUACACACCUUUACUGCAUUUCCAUAGGAAAUAACAUAAUAGGCUGACAAGUCAACUGUCUGAGCAACUGCCCUCACGAUGGAGAAGCAGAAAUAGAGCUAAACGUGUAAUAUACCUGUGCUGUACUUCAUGCCAUUAUGCAUAGCUGCAGAGGCUCUUUGCCUUUUGUGAUACAUCAUUUCCUUUGGAGGAUUAUUUUUGUCCCCUGUUCAGUAACCUCUGGUGGGGAGGGGAUGAAGCAGUGGGCCUGGCAUCAAGUGGCUUAGUUUUUGCUUGGCUAAGGCAUUUAUCUGCUCCAUGGAUCUGAUCCAGCCAGUGUCUGUUUCUGACACAGUUCCUCUGUUUGUAAAAUCACAAUAUAAACAUAAUGUUUGUUCCAUGAAGCACUUUGUGACAUGAAGGAUUGCAGGUGAGGAAAACGUCACUUUCUAACACUGAAUUCUCAGGCAUGGCUGUCCUCCCAAGUAAAAUGCUCAGCAGUUAUUAAAGUCUGUGAAAAGUCAGAGUAUUUUUUAACCACUAAUUAAUAUGCCUGCCAUGUUUUGGUAGAGUGGAUGAGCACUACUCUUCACCAGUUAAUAGCUUUACUUUGAGAUGCACCCAUCUGCUUUUCAGUCCAGUGGGAAUCUGGUCCCCAGUCAGAGGUGCUUCAAGCAGAACCUCCUAAGACAGUGCUGGCCUGAGUGCCUUGCAAAACCUAUUGAAUUAGACAUAAAGAUGUGAAUGGAUUUAAGAGCUCCUGAUCUACUCUCCUGGGCUGCCAGCGCACAGUAAACAGCUUGGGAGUGAAGAUCAGGAGGGGUAAGAGCCUUUGAAGCUGCACAGAUGAGCCUUAGCAGAGAUGUAGCAAUCCUGAAGUUUGUUGAUCCUUUUUUUCCUAGAAGUGUGAUUCCUUAGAAGAUUUCUUUCUAGUGUGUUUAGUCUGAGAGGGGCAAUGCAUAAGCUGUUAAUAACUGUUAAGAAAGGAUAAAUAUUUUGGGGGUAUUUUUGGAGCUGAGGAUGUUGAGCACCCUGAAGUUAAUACAAACGUAACUUUUUCUGUUCACUUCAAGAACCAGAGGAAGGUGAAUUAACUCCAUCUGCCAAAUCCCAGCCCACUUCUGUAAACAUUAGACCAUCAUCCUUCUCAGUGUGUGCUUGUAUUGCUGCUUGGUAUGGCACUUGCACCAGGAAGUGGAGUAAGUCUGCUCCCCAUCCUGCUCCUUCAGAGUCUGUAGCUUGAAAGUAACCCUGUAACUUACCCUGGUGACAACAGUUUGUUCCUUUCUUCAGUUUUUUUCUGUAGAGUCCCCUGGGACAUCUCACUGACACAGAAAGGAAUGAUCCUGGGAACCUUUGAAAGGGAUGAGAAAUUAAGGUUCAAGAUAACAAGAUGUAUUGUAAAGUACAGACUGGAGGUCACUGCUGUGGUGAAUGAAGUACAUGCAUUUCAACUUGCAAGUGUCUCUACUUGUCCCUCUCCCUGAAGGCUAGCUUUCCCCUUCUCAUCUUCAAAGUAAAUUCAGAAUUGCUAAAAAAAUGUGUCAGCCAGGAAUCUGUUUUCAGCAUAAAUGAGAUUGAUGAUUUUAGAAGUUUGCACAUUUCUUAGUUAUGUUCUUCUAGGAUGAUGAUGAAUCAGGCAUGCACUGUAUGCAUGCCCUUGUCCCAGCUGCAGCAUGUCCUUCUGCUAGUGCAAAGCACCUUUCCACAAAGCCUUUCCCAAGGCAAGAGCUGAGGUGGAGGAAAGGGCAUUAAUAUUUCUUCCCCACACCUCUCAUGUGGCUGAGAGUUAAACCAGUGUUGCCCAGUCCCUGAAUCAAGAAGACAUUGAAAAGUGCUGAGCAAUUGCCCCAGUUUGGCAUAGCUGCAGCUGUGGCCCCUCAACACCUGCAAACACCCCACAAAACUCUGCCAUGGUGCUUGACUUGGGAGCCUUUAUGGGCAAUUGCAACACCUGAAAACUGCUGUCCCACCCUGCAGAGACUAAUAUUGGCCUCAUGGCACAACACAAACACAUCUAUGAGGAAACCACAUGUAGAAGAAGAAAGGGAUGUUUGCUGCUUUUUUCUUUUACAAGAUUAUGCAUAAAACUUACAAAGGAUACACCCAUUAUUGAUGACAUUUCAAUGAAAACUGAGAUUGCACCAGGAUCAAAGUCAUAGCAUUCUCCUCAAAAUUUCAUCUGUAUUUCUUGGAUCCAGUAAUAGUCUUAACCAUUCCCAUUCAGUAAUACAAUGUCAAAUA
This is a messenger RNA of Dryobates pubescens (Downy woodpecker), 5322 nucleotides long. RefSeq names its product ATP binding cassette subfamily D member 2 (gene ABCD2). Gene Ontology annotation, biological process: long-chain fatty acid import into peroxisome; peroxisome organization; fatty acid beta-oxidation. Bases 370 to 2571 code for a protein of 733 amino acids. NCBI's taxonomy places the organism in Eukaryota, Metazoa, Chordata, Aves, Piciformes, Picidae. Gene Ontology annotation, molecular function: ATP hydrolysis activity; ABC-type transporter activity; ATP binding. Gene Ontology annotation, cellular component: peroxisomal membrane. The transcript has 10 exons. The record is from RefSeq and is a predicted model, not a curated record.